AUGCCUCGCGGACCUAAGAAGCACCAGAAGCGCCUUAGCGCGCCUUCUCACUGGCUCCUGGACAAGAUGUCCGGAACCUACGCCCCCAAGGCCUCCCCCGGUCCUCACAAGCUCCGGGACUGCCUGCCCCUGAUCGUCUUCAUCCGCAACCGUCUCAAGUACGCCCUUAACGGCCGUGAGACCAAGGCGAUCAUGAUGCAGCGUCUGAUCAAGGUCGACGGCAAGGUCCGCACCGACCCUACCUACCCCGCUGGCUUCAUGGACGUCAUCGGCAUCGAGAAGACCGGCGAGAACUUCCGUCUCAUCUACGACACCAAGGGUCGCUUCACCGUCCACCGCAUCCAGGCUGAGGAGGCCGAGUACAAGCUCUGCAAGGUCAAGCGUGUUCAGCUCGGCAAGGGCGGGAUCCCAUUCUUGGUUACGCACGAUGCGAGAACAAUCCGUUACCCCGACCCCGCCAUCAAGGUUAACGACACCGUGAAGAUCGACAUUGCCACUGGCAAGAUCGCCGACUUCGUCAAGUUCGACACUGGUGUUGUCGCCAUGGCCACCGGUGGUCGUAACAUGGGUCGUGUCGGUGUCGUCACCCACCGUGAGCGCCACGAUGGUGGUUUCAACAUCGUCCACAUCAAGGACGCUAUUGACAACACCUUCGCCACCCGUGAGUCCAACGUCUUCGUCAUCGGUCAGGACAAGCCCUGGAUCUCCCUGCCCAAGGGCAAGGGUGUCAAGCUCUCCAUCGCCGAGGAGCGUGACCGCCGCCGUGCCCUCCAGUAG
This is a messenger RNA of Aspergillus vadensis CBS 113365, 777 nucleotides long. Its product is annotated as 40S ribosomal protein eS4. The coding region runs from base 1 to 777 and encodes 258 amino acids. NCBI's taxonomy places the organism in Eukaryota, Fungi, Ascomycota, Eurotiomycetes, Eurotiales, Aspergillaceae. The record is from RefSeq and is a predicted model, not a curated record. Gene Ontology annotation, molecular function: RNA binding; structural constituent of ribosome. Gene Ontology annotation, biological process: translation. The transcript is spliced from 4 exons. Gene Ontology annotation, cellular component: ribosome; cytosolic small ribosomal subunit.